AUGCCACACGAAGACGACAUCCCCGAUAUCCCUGAAGAAGCUCCCCUGGAGACCGAUCUCUAUGAGACCUUGGGAGUUAAGGGGGAUGCGACUGCAGAUCAGAUCAAAUCCGCGUACAGGAAGCUAGCGCUGAAGCAUCAUCCCGACAAGGCCCCGGAGGAUCAAAAAGAAGAAGCAAACAAGAAGUUUCAGCAGAUCGCCUUCGCCUAUGCAAUUCUGUCGGACGAACGUCGUCGCCGCCGAUUCGACCUGACAGGCAGUACCGCCGAGGCAGUGGAAGAGGAUGACGACUUCAAUUGGGCGGACUUCUAUCGGGAACAGUUCUCGAGUGCAAUCGAUGUAAAGGCGCUCGACAAAUUCAAGCAGGAGUACCAGGGCUCGGAAGAGGAAGAGAGCGACCUGCUCGCGGCGUUUGAGAAAUACCGAGGCGAUAUGGACAAGAUUUAUGAGUCAGUCAUGCUGUGUAACGUGCUUGAUGACGAUGAACGCUUCCGUGGCAUUAUUGACAAGGCGAUUACCGAUGGCAAGGUAGAGAAAUACAAGAAGUACUCCGAGGAGCCGGAAAGGAAGAGACAGCAGAGACUUAAACGUGCGCAGAAGGAAGCUAAAGAAGCCGAGGAGGCUGCUAAAGAACUCGAGGAGAAGGAAGAAGUCAAGGGGACCAAGGCGAAGAAGGGAAAGAAAAAGAAGACAUCCGCUAUGGAUGACAACGAUCUUGUGGCUCUGAUUCAGCAGCGACAGGCUUCCCGUGCCGAAUCAUUCUUCGAUAAACUCGAGGAGAAAUAUGCCCCUGGCAAGAAACGAGCGGCGAAGUUUGAGGAGCCUCCUGAAGAAGCUUUUGAAGCCACCGCAGCUCGACGCAGCUCGAAAAAGAAGAAGGCUACAUAA
Molecule: messenger RNA, 888 nt
Organism: Aspergillus caelatus
Lineage: Eukaryota; Fungi; Ascomycota; Eurotiomycetes; Eurotiales; Aspergillaceae
Product: DnaJ domain protein
Exons: 2
Coding region: 1-888 (295 amino acids)
Cellular component (GO): nucleus; cytoplasm
Molecular function (GO): heat shock protein binding
Source: RefSeq, a predicted model, not a curated record